UACCGUUUGAAUGAGAACUAGCAAGAAGGUAGCUAACUCGUACGUCGUUACAUAUAAACAUAUAUAAGCAACUGAAUACGAUACUCAGAAUUGUAUAUUUUUUAAUCGGCUGAUUGACAUGAUUUUCAAAGUCUGACAUACAUUACGCACGUGACCUUGUAAUAAACAUCUGUCCGAAAAGGAAUCAGUCUGAUGUGGGGGCACCUCCAGCUGUCAGGAUGCAGCAGAAAAGGAACAUCCAGAUCAUCGAGUGGGAGGACCUCGACAAAAGGAAGUUCUACUCCUUCGGGGUGUUCAUGACGAUGACCAUCCGGGCCACCGUCUACCCGGCCACGCUCAUCCGCACUCUGCUGCAGGUGCAGAGGGGCACAUCCCUCUACGGCGGCACCUUUGACGCCUUCUUCAAGAUUCUGCGGGCGGAGGGCGUCCGGGGCCUUUAUCGCGGCUUCAUGGUCAACACCUUGACGCUCAUCUCAGGCCAGGCUUACAUAACCACCUACGAGCUGGUGAGGAAGUACGUCUCCCAGUAUUCUGAGGACAACACGGUCAAGUCACUGGUGGCGGGCGGCUCGGCCUCGCUGGUGGCUCAGAGCAUCACCGUUCCGAUAGAUGUGGUCUCUCAGCAGCUCAUGAUGCAGGGCCAAGGGCAGCAACUCACGCGCUUUCGUCUCAAUUCCAACGCAGAGGCAGCAAAGUCCAAGAAAGUGUUCGGCCAAACCAGGAACAUUAUGGCUCAGAUUUUUGCUGCUGAUGGUUUCCGGGGCUUCUACAGGGGAUAUGUUGCUUCUCUCCUCACUUACAUCCCAAACAGUGCUGUCUGGUGGCCUUUCUAUCAUUUUUAUGCAGAGCAACUCUCCAAACUGGCUCCCAGUGACUGCCCUCAUCUGCUUCUACAAGCCGUGGCCGGACCUCUAGCAGCUGCUACUGCCUCAACUGUCACCAACCCAAUGGAUGUGGUCAGAGCCAGAGUGCAGGUUGAAGGGAGGUCUUCAGUCAUCGAGACCUUCAGGCAGCUGAUCAGAGAGGAGGGCUGCUGGGGGAUGACCAAAGGACUGUCGGCGCGCAUCAUCUCCUCCACACCCACGGCCAUCGUCAUGGUGGUCGGCUACGAGACGCUAAAGAAGCUGAGUUUGCGACCGGAGCUGGUGGACUCGAGACACUGGUAGACCUGCACAGACCUUAUAUGGACCACGUUUUAGCCCCGAGUUAGACUUCCUGUGAAAACACUGGAUGAAAGAGAGGUUUAUUUAAAACACCAACCUGGAAUCAGGCCACUGAAACAUUAAUUACAUAAGACAUUGAACGUGUGUUCAUACCAACAUAUUAGUUGCAGACCCAGGUUCACGUUUUAUUCUGCUGCUUAACGGGGCGGAUGCUUUUUAAUGCAACUGAAAGCGGGUAACAUGUUUUUAACGCGGGAACGAUUCAUUUGACACACUCUACAAUCAGGUUGAAGCAUAUUUGCUGUGGAUUAAAGUGGAAUUGAUGGUUACUGUGUUUGUGCUGUCACAAAGCAAAGCGGUGUUGGGCCCAGAACUGGUUUUGAUCAGUGGUUCAGAGAAGUUAAGAUGAUGCAUUCACGUCAGCGUAAACGCAUCUUUGAUUUCUCUGUUUGUUUCUUCCUCGCAUGUCUAGAGCUUUUUGGCCUUUUUGUUUUUUAAAUCGCUGCCUUCAUAGUGUGAUCAAGACAAACAAUCUGCUCUUCGGUUUUGUUGAAUGUGUGUGAGGAGAAAAGUAGGUGGUAUACUUUUAUUUAUCAUGACAGCCUCUGUGUUGUAGGUAUAUUCUACUGACCAUUCACUAAGUCCCGCCCCUCGAACGCAGAUUGGCCAAUCAUAGCGUAGCAUCAACCAGCUCUGACAACUCUCCGUCUCUGCUCCUCAGACUCUCAUAGAUGGUUUCAGAUGUUCCUCCUGUUCAGGCUGCUUUAGUGCAUUCGGAGCUCGUCGUGGUUAAACGUUGUAUAAUAGAGAUACUCGUUAGCUGGAGCGGUAGGGAGGAGAUAAGGUUACGGUUCUACGUUAAAAACCUGUGGAGCUAACGUUAGCAGAGUACGUUAGCACAUCAUUGCUACGCUAGCUACUGAAGGUAUACUG
Anarrhichthys ocellatus (wolf-eel) is the source of this 2096-nucleotide messenger RNA. RefSeq names its product solute carrier family 25 member 44b (gene slc25a44b). The transcript has 4 exons. Lineage: Eukaryota; Metazoa; Chordata; Actinopteri; Perciformes; Anarhichadidae. The record is from RefSeq and is a predicted model, not a curated record. Gene Ontology annotation, biological process: transmembrane transport; branched-chain amino acid transport; branched-chain amino acid catabolic process. Gene Ontology annotation, cellular component: mitochondrion. The coding region runs from base 219 to 1166 and encodes 315 amino acids. Gene Ontology annotation, molecular function: branched-chain amino acid transmembrane transporter activity.